UCAAUUUGUUUGAUUGGGUUUUUUUCAGAUGAAAGAAAAAGAUGAGAGCUUUUGGGGUUUGGGUCAAGAGUUUGUCUUUACACCUUGAUGUUUUUAAAAAUUUAAUUUUUUUUUCGUGAUUUUGGUUUUGUCUUUGAAUGGCAAAAGCUGAGGAAAUUGGCAAGAAAGAAACCCAGAGAAACAUUCCCAUGCAUCUGGGCAAUCUUCCAAGGGAUCUACUUCAAAGGUUCAUGUCAUCAGGCUACCAUUUUUCUCAUACAACUGGCCAAGAACAAGAAGCAGCAGAAGAAGAAGAGAUUGAGUUAAGCUUGGGACUUUCGUUGAAUGGUCGGUUUGGGGUUGACCCGAGAGCUAAAAAGCUCAAGAGAUCGUCUUCAAUACCAGAUUUCAUUGACAACUCCACGAGAAGAGAGUAUAAUGAGCAUGCUGUGUUCCCGAUGGCUUGUGGUUCACUUCUGAGGACAUGUUCUUUGCCUACGGAGACAGAGGAGGAGUGGAGGAAGAGGAAGGAGUUGCAGAGUUUAAGGAGAAUGGAAGCUAAGAGAAAGAGAUCAGAGAAACAGAAGAAUUUGAGAGGUGUAAGGGAUAGAAGAAGAGGGGGUUUUGGUGGAGAGAAUUGUGAAGAUGAUAAGAGAGAAGAGGGUGGUACCAUAGCGGCUUCAAUUGGAUCCCAAGGAAGUGGUUCCUCUGGGAUAUCUGAACUUGAGAGCCAACCACCUCAAGAAACUCAGAGAUGCCCCAACGCUAGAAGCCCGACUAGUGUGCAAUUGGCCACCGAGACCGAGCAGAAACCAAUUCUAAACCCUGGGAAAACUGUGACUCAAAAAUCCGAAAAGUUAGCCGGAGUUGGGAAUCAGCCUAGUGAAGCAGCAGUGGGUGAAAAGAAGAUGAACAUUGUGGAGGAUAUGCCUUGUGUGUCAACAACAGGUGAUGGCCCCAAUGGGAAGAAAAUAGAAGGCUUUCUUUACAGAUAUAGAAAGGGGGAGGAGGUCAAAAUUGUAUGUGUUUGCCAUGGCAGCUUCCUCUCCCCUGCCGAGUUCGUCAAACAUGCCGGCGGCCGAGAUGCAGAACAUCCGUUAAGGCGUAUAGUUGUUAACCCUUCUUUCAUUUUCUGAUGCAAAUCCGUGAAAGAAGUAAUGCAGA
Molecule: messenger RNA, 1143 nt
Organism: Hibiscus syriacus
Lineage: Eukaryota; Viridiplantae; Streptophyta; Magnoliopsida; Malvales; Malvaceae
Product: ninja-family protein AFP3-like
Exons: 2
Coding region: 138-1115 (325 amino acids)
Biological process (GO): negative regulation of DNA-templated transcription; signal transduction
Cellular component (GO): nucleus
Source: RefSeq, a predicted model, not a curated record